CUCUCACAAUGUCAUCUUUCCAAUGGGUAUACUCUUCUGGAUGCAAUUGGAUUCCAUUCGACGCAAAAGCCAAUCGUGAAAUCGAGAAACUUUGGUUCAACGGUACCUGUGGCGGAUGGAUUUAUUUGACAAGCUUUGGUGGUCAAGCAUAUAUCAACACUGCAUCCUUGUAUCUACAAUGGUCAGGCUACAAUUACAGGAUUGCCCGUAGACUCCGUUAGUCGUGGUCCAUCUUCAACAUCCAUUCUAUCUAUUUUCUUGACAUCUUACAUUCAUAUUAUUCAUCCCUCUCAUCUGCCAACCUUUCACAUCUAGCAUUCAUCUAUCACUUUCAUUUGCAUCUCACAUCACAUUGUACUCUCACUCUCACUUCCAUUGUACUCUAAGCGUCGUUUGCGCAAUCACACACUGCAUUUACCAUUCAAACACUUUUAUAUUAUGGCACAUUAAAUAAAAACACGUUUACAUUUAC
Umbelopsis ramanniana AG is the source of this 472-nucleotide messenger RNA. RefSeq lists its product as uncharacterized. The record is from RefSeq and is a predicted model, not a curated record. Bases 9 to 221 code for a protein of 70 amino acids. The transcript has a single exon. Lineage: Eukaryota; Fungi; Mucoromycota; Umbelopsidomycetes; Umbelopsidales; Umbelopsidaceae.